CAGCAGUACAAAAUAGCAAACGAGCAAACAGGAAGCAGAAACAAAGAAGAACUCUUCAUACACCACCUCAAAGCUUAAGCAAAAGCUACCAAAAUGGCCUCAUUCCAAAUACCUGUCAUCAAUCUGGAGCUGCGCGAGGUGAAGGAGAUCGUGUGGGAGAAGAUCCAGGAGCCGGUGAACCAGCGUCGCCUCAUUCUGGUCAUCGUCUCCAUUGCGCUGCUGCUGGACAACAUGCUGUACAUGGUGAUUGUGCCCAUCAUACCCGACUAUCUGCGCGAGAUUGGCAGCUUUGACGAGGGCCCCACGCCACCACCGCUGCGGGACAAUGUGACUGGCAUGGUCAUACCCGUGCAUCACGAUCACCACGGCCAGGACUCGGCCACGGGCAUACUGUUCGCCUCGAAGGCCAUUGUGCAGCUGAUGGUGAACCCGUUCUCGGGCGGACUCAUCGACAAGAUCGGCUACGAUCUGCCCAUGAUGAUUGGCCUCACGAUCAUGUUCUUCUCGACGGCCGUCUUCGCCUGUGGCAGCAGCUACAGCGUUCUGUUCUUUGCCCGCUCGCUGCAGGGCGCCGGCUCGGCCUUUGCGGACACAGCGGGUCUGGCCAUGAUUGCAGAUCGCUUCACCGAAGAGAACGAGAGAUCGCAGGCGCUGGGCAUUGCUCUGGCAUUCAUUAGCUUUGGCUGUCUGGUGGCGCCACCCUUUGGCGGUGCACUCUACCAGUUUGCCGGCAAGGAAGUUCCGUUCCUGAUCCUUGCCUUUGUCUGCGCCCUCGAUGGAGUGAUGCUGCUGCUGGUAAUGAAGCCGCUGAAGGAGCAGAUUCGACAGAGCAAGGAGGUGCAGGAUCAGGUCAUACCCAUCUGGCGUCUGCUCAUGGAUCCCUACAUUGCUGUGUGUGCCGGUGCCCUGACCAUGUCGAAUGUGGCGCUGGCCUUCCUGGAGCCCACCAUCUCGCUGUGGAUGGAGGACAACAUGACCACGGAGAACUGGAAGAUUGGCAUGGUGUGGCUGCCCGCGUUCUUCCCGCAUGUGCUGGGCGUCAUAAUCACCGUGAAGAUGGCCCGCAAGUAUCCGCAGCAUCAGUGGCUGAUGGCCGCGGGCGGACUGGCACUCGAGGGCUUCUCCUGCUUCCUUAUACCUUUUUGUACCGGCUACAAGAUGCUCAUGCUGCCCAUCUGUGUCAUCUGCUUUGGCAUCGCGCUCAUCGACACUGCCCUGCUGCCCACGCUGGGCUACCUGGUGGACGUUCGCUACGUGUCCGUGUAUGGCAGCAUUUAUGCCAUCGCGGACAUCUCAUACUCGAUCGCCUAUGCCGUGGGGCCGAUCAUUGCCGGCGGCGUGGUGGAGGCCAUUGGCUUUACUGCCCUCAACUUUAUGAUUGCCUUCUCGAACCUGGCCUAUGUGCCCGUGCUGCGCAAGCUGCGCAACAUCUACGACUUCAAGCCGUUCGAGAACGAGGCCAACAUCCUCAUGCAGGAUCCGCCCAACAAGGAGUACCAGACCUACGUCAUGCACGACCAAAAGCAGGUCGAGGGUGAGGUGAAGAACCACCUGGAGUACGGGCAGCAGUAUCAGCAGGAGCAGGAGACCAAUCUGGACGAUCAGGGUUACGAGUACCAGCAGCAGCAGCAGCACAACCAGCAGGGAUACCAGCAGGCAGGUGGCUAUCAGCAGGAUCAGGGCUACCAGCCGGGCUAUCAGGAGCAGGGUGGCAGCUAUGCCCAACAGGGACAGCCGCGUGUGGCCAAUCCCUUCCAGCAGCAGCAGCAACAGCAGCAACAGCAGCAGCAACAGCAGCCUCAAAGCAGAGGUCCAGGCGCACCGGCGAAUCCCUUCAGACAAGGAUUUUAAACUGUUGUCUAGAUCUAAAUUCGAGUGUUCUUUUGUACAACUCAAACUCGGUUUUUGGCAGUGUGUUUUGCACAGUUUGUUAGUUAUUCGUUUAUCGUUUCAUUUGUUGAACACACACAGACACACAGACGAAACAUACAGACAUAAUAUAUAGGCAAGUGGUACGUACACUAUAACGAGCAUAACAUGCAGAUAGUUAAUACAGCAGCUAGUUAAUGCCAAUGCACCGCACCAAUGUUUUGUAUUAUACACGAAAGUUGAACAACAGAAAAACAACUACAUCUACAUGCAUGUAGAUACAUGUUACAUGUAUGUAAUAGCAGCUAUAUAGUGCGAGCCCAGAUCUUGGGACGCCUAUGCCCUAUACUCAGUACUCAAGCAGCCGUUUUCGUGUCUAUCAGUCAGUGAGAAGCUAGAGAAACCAAAGAAUCAGUCAUAGUUAGGUUAAAGGAUGGGAGAGCACGAAUACUCCCCAUAUAUAUAUAUCAGAUAUUAUAUACACACACUUACACAUAUAUAUAUUGUAUACAAAAAUAGUAUUUGUAAGCGGCUUAGCUGGACUCGGACCACUCUCACCCAAGUGCCGCCGUCCUACAGGCAAUGGCAUCCAUAUCGCAGACAUAUCAAAGAAAUGCACAAAUCGAAAUCCUUCAACCCCCCGCCGCUGAACAAGAAAAGGAACUCUUUCGGUUGUCAUUGUGGCGGACUGGGGUCCCGAGAGUGGCUUCGUGACCAGACAAACCAUAUUAUUUGAGAGUUUUUCAACUUGAAUUUGAGUUUAGUGUUUCACAACAUAAGACACAACCAAGGUAACGAUACAUAUCAGAGUCUCAAUGGCUCGCCUGUUAAAAUUACCAAAAGUGAUAUUACUUAUUGCUACUAGUCUAUACAUAAACACUUAUAUAUAUACAUAUAAAAUAUAUCUUAUCAUAUCGAUAACAUACAAAACAAAACCCUACUUUUAGGUCGUACAUAGAGUGUACAUAUAAACCGAAAGAAACCGAAGAAAUCAAUUUGAAAUUACUCAAAGUUUCAUAGUUACCUACCAAUCAAUUAUUAUUUGCUUGUUGACUCUAUGAGCGAAGGCGGUUCAGAGGUGAACUCUGGCACUGCUGCCAUAGCAGAUCAUCUAUAGCAUAGCAUAAAUGUGUGUACCUUGUCUAUAAGAUAAAGUUAAAACGAAAAGCGAAAAAACUAAGAACCUAAACCUAAACCUAAAGAUAAAUAUAUCAAAAAUAUUUGAUUCAUUUCGAUGGCACCACUUUUUUGAAGGCAGUUUACUGUGCCCUAUAUUAUACACCUUUUUAGCGGAAUCUUAGGAUCUACUCAUACAGAGAGAUAUAUACAUAUAUCGAUAAGCAAACUGAUCUUUUAUAUACAACUUAUGCAUACGUAUAUGGAUUUCAAUGUACAUUUCUCAGAUGUGUUCUAGUCAGCAAUUGCAACUUACGUAUGUAUAUCCCAGACUUUCUACAUAUAUCGGUGCACAUAUCAGUGGAAAUGGCCAGCAAAUAUACAAAUAUGUAUCUUAUGAAUUACAAGAGCAAUUGGUUAAAUCAGCUUGCCUACAUACAAACAUAGAUAUAGCAUAUAGA
This is a messenger RNA of Drosophila subobscura, 3446 nucleotides long. RefSeq names its product vesicular acetylcholine transporter (gene VAChT). Gene Ontology annotation, biological process: transmembrane transport; chemical synaptic transmission; xenobiotic transport. Gene Ontology annotation, molecular function: xenobiotic transmembrane transporter activity; acetylcholine transmembrane transporter activity. Bases 94 to 1851 code for a protein of 585 amino acids. NCBI's taxonomy places the organism in Eukaryota, Metazoa, Arthropoda, Insecta, Diptera, Drosophilidae. Gene Ontology annotation, cellular component: terminal bouton; AP-2 adaptor complex; membrane. The transcript has a single exon. The record is from RefSeq and is a predicted model, not a curated record.